AUGGUAAUGAAUUAAAUGGGAGGAUUUUGUAUUAAAAUAGAAGUUAUUUCAAAUUUGAAUGCAGGGAAUCGAUUCUCAAUGACUAACAAAAAAGAAGGUUUCAGCAUCGCAGAGGUCAGUUCUGCUCUCAAUGAAGAGGAUCGAACAGAUGUAGUAGUUAACGCUCUCAAGAGAAAGUGUUUAUCCCAGGUUGAGAAGCGUGUUGAGUAUCUCGAAGCGAUUCAGGCUGAACAUGAUGCAUUAGUGGAAGAGAGAGCUGCUUGUGAAGCCAAAUACCAAAAAUCGAUUCAAUCGUUGUACACAAAGCGGUAUAAAAUUGUGAAUGGUAUUACUGAAGUGGAAGGGGUAACAAAUGAAACUACUGCUGAGGCUGAAGAGAAAGGAGUGCCUUCAUUUUGGCUUAAUGCAAUGAAAAACAAUGAUUUCUUAGCUGAAGAGAUUACGGAGUGUGAUAAAGGUGCUCUAAAGUAUCUGAAAGAUAUCGAGUGGACCGGGAUGAAAUACCCAGAAGGAUUCAUGCUUAAAUUCUCUUUCGAAUCCAAUCCAUAUUUUUUAAACUCGGACUUGACAAAGACAUAUCUUACAGUUAAUUAUGAACCUAAGGAAGCAAUUGGGACCAAAAUUGAAUGGUUUCCGGAAAAAUGCCUGACACGGACAGUUUUCACGGACGAGCCCAAGAAAAGCUUCUUCAACUUCUUCAAACAGCCAGAAGUCCUUGAAUAUUCUAAAGACAUUGAUGAAGAAGUGAUUGAGCAACUUCAGUAUCAGUUGGAAUACGACUAUGCCAUUGGUGUAGCAAUAAGAGAUAAGAUCAUUCCAUGUGCUGUGUCAUGGUUUACUAAGGAGGAGGCUGCUCGGGGAAAGGAGUUUGGAGUCUUGGAUUCCUCUAAUAAGGAGGAUGAAGGAGAGGAAGAGACUAAGAUAAAAAAGAUCUUAAUCAUGGAGCAUCAUCAGCAAGAUCAGGUGGUUAGGAGCAACUCACAUUCGUUCUACCAACCAUAUAAUUGCUAUGAUGAGGAGGAUAUAUAUCACCCUGGUAAUGUUGAUUUAGAUCAGCCGAAGAGUCUAAACGAUGACUCCUUCCUUACAAGUCUCCCGGAUGAUUCAAUGUAUCAGUCGAUCAUGUCAGCAGAUUUAAUUGUUCCCGAUUUUACGGUUGAUCAUAAUCCCACUACUUGGAAUCAAGGCGUCGGGAAUCCAUUUGUUGAGAGCGGAGAAACGACAAAGACAAAACACAAAAUAAGUUAAAACUUUGAGAACAACUCCUUCAUCAAUGUGCUAGAAAUCCAGUAGUUUGAUGGAGUUAAUUAUUAUGUAGGUCUUAAAUGGUAAGAAUGUGCGUAAUCUAUUAGCAUUGUGUUAGGUCUCAAAUAUUUUGGAUACUUUUAAGUGUGCUUCUUAAAAAUGAAAAAUGGCGAGCCUUUUUCAAUACAUUAUGUGAUUCCACAUCAUUGAAU
Trifolium pratense (red clover) is the source of this 1457-nucleotide messenger RNA. RefSeq names its product nucleosome assembly protein 1;2-like. Gene Ontology annotation, molecular function: histone binding; chromatin binding. Bases 16 to 1248 code for a protein of 410 amino acids. The transcript has 11 exons. Lineage: Eukaryota; Viridiplantae; Streptophyta; Magnoliopsida; Fabales; Fabaceae. Gene Ontology annotation, biological process: nucleosome assembly. The record is from RefSeq and is a predicted model, not a curated record. Gene Ontology annotation, cellular component: chromatin; nucleus.